AUGGUAUUUCUCCGAAUAUCACCAAUGAAAGGCAUUAAACGCUUUGGUAAGAAAGGAAAUCUUUGCCCGAGGUUCAUUGGACCUUUUAAAAUCCUCGAGAGGAUAUGCCAAGUAGCGUACAGGUUGGCUAUGUCCCCAGCACUGGCAGCUGUACAUGAUAUGUUCUAUGUUUCAAUGCUUCAGAAGUAUGUCUCAGAUUCAUCCCAUAUCCUGAGCUAUGAAGCAUUGGAACUACAGCCAAAUUUGUCUUAUGAGGAAAAACCGGUGCAAGUACUUGAUAGAAGGGAGAAAGUCCUGAGAAACAAGACAAUUGCAGUGGUAAAACUAUUAUGGAGGAACAGUAAAGUGGAAGAGGCAACCUGGGAACUCGAGACAGAUAUGCAACAGAAAUAUCGGUAG
This is a messenger RNA of Cannabis sativa, 399 nucleotides long. RefSeq lists its product as uncharacterized. The transcript has a single exon. The coding region runs from base 1 to 399 and encodes 132 amino acids. NCBI's taxonomy places the organism in Eukaryota, Viridiplantae, Streptophyta, Magnoliopsida, Rosales, Cannabaceae. The record is from RefSeq and is a predicted model, not a curated record.